GAGCUUGUCCCAAAUGGAAGGUAUCGUGCUCAAAACUCAAAAUGGCGGCGCAAUUCAGUAGUGUUCUUCGAUUGACUGAUUUAGACGAUUUUAUAACUCCAUCUCAAGAGUGUGUGAAGCCAGUUAAAAUUGAAAAAAAGGCAGGAGGCGUUGCCAAGAUUCAAGUUGAAGAUGAUGGAAGUUAUUAUCAAACAAAUUACACCGGAAGCAAAACAAAACUCGAGAAAGCAAAAAUAACAUUGAACGACUGUCUCGCUUGCAGUGGAUGUAUAACCUCAGCAGAAAGUGUGCUUAUCACGCAACAAAGCCACGAAGAAUUGUACAGAAUCAUUGAUGAAAAUGCCAAACUCUCAGAUUCAGAAAAGAAAUUGAUCGUUGUUAGUGUAUCGCCACAAUCUAGAGCAUCAAUUGCAGCGAAAUUUAAUCUCAGCGUCAAAGACACUGCCAUGAAAUUGAACAGAUUUUUUAAAGAUCUCGGGGUACAUUAUGUGUUGGACACGACAUUUGCGCGCAACUUCAGUUUGAUUGAAACUCAAAAAGAAUUUGUAUUGAAAUAUCGCGACAGUCAACAUUCGUCAACAAUUAUACCUCUGUUGACGUCAGCCUGUCCUGGUUGGAUAUGUUAUGCUGAGAAAACACAUGGAAAUUUUAUACUUCCUUACAUAAGCAGCGUCAAGUCUCAACAAGUUACUGGUAGUCUUGUCAAGCAAUAUCUUGGUGACAUAAAAGGAAAGUCACCUGAUCAAAUAUAUCACGUGACAGUCAUGCCCUGUUUUGACAAGAAAUUAGAAGCCUCCAGGGAAGACUUCUACAAUGAUAUUUAUCAAACACGUGAUGUUGAUUGUGUCAUUACAUCCUUGGAACUUGAAAAAAUGUUUGAAGAGAAAGUGUUGGAUUUCCCUUCUUUAGUUUCACUACAAUGUGAUGAUGUAUUUGGUGAAUGUGGUGAUGAAAUUCGAAACCAUGCUGGCGGUGGUUCUGGUGGUUAUUUGGAGCAUGUGUUUAGCCAUGCUGCCCUUGAACUAUUUGGAAUAAAAGUUGAAAGUCUCACUUAUAAAACUCUAAGAAACAAAGAUUUUCAAGAGGUGAUUCUAGAGCAAGAUGGAAAAGUUCUCCUCAAGUUUGCUCUUGCUUAUGGUUUUCGCAACAUUCAAAACCUUGUCCAGAAGCUAAAACGAAAGAAGUGCCCUUAUCAUUUUGUUGAAGUUAUGGCAUGUCCAUCUGGAUGUGUUAAUGGUGGUGCUCAAAUACGACCAGACGAAAAUGAAAUGCCUAAAGAUUUGAUAGAAAGAGUUUCACAAUUGUACUGUUCGGUUAAAAACUUCAAACCUGAGCAAGAUGAGAGGGUGAUGGCAAUUUAUGAAAAUUGGCUUGGCGGGAAAAAUUCAGAGAAUUGCAAACAUAUUCUUCACACAAGUUAUCAUGCAAUUGAGAAGAAUGUCACUGCUUUAGGAAUUAAAUGGUAGGAAGGGGGUUGUGCCAGAAAAUUUAUUAAGCUUGUGAGAGAAAAUAAAAUCUUUAUGCAACCAAUUUAUCAAAAUUAUAUUCAUUUUGUAUUCUUUUCCAUUCAUGCUACAAAAAACAAGUAUUUGGUUUUAUUGUAGUACAAUCCUGUUACUUAUUAUUAUGGUUGUGUUAUUUUGGUACUAUUCUAUAAUAUUAUCAUUGUGAUAGUAUUCUGGUAAUGCUAAUUAUUCAAUACCUAUUACUAACCAUCAGAAUUGAAUAAAUAUAUAAUUUGAUUAAAA
This is a messenger RNA of Xenia sp. Carnegie-2017, 1748 nucleotides long. RefSeq names its product cytosolic Fe-S cluster assembly factor narfl-like. Gene Ontology annotation, molecular function: 4 iron, 4 sulfur cluster binding. NCBI's taxonomy places the organism in Eukaryota, Metazoa, Cnidaria, Anthozoa, Malacalcyonacea, Xeniidae. The record is from RefSeq and is a predicted model, not a curated record. Gene Ontology annotation, biological process: iron-sulfur cluster assembly. Gene Ontology annotation, cellular component: cytosolic [4Fe-4S] assembly targeting complex.